Molecule: messenger RNA, 1100 nt
Organism: Drosophila subpulchrella
Lineage: Eukaryota; Metazoa; Arthropoda; Insecta; Diptera; Drosophilidae
Gene: Dhrs4
Product: dehydrogenase/reductase SDR family member 4
Exons: 3
Coding region: 105-1058 (317 amino acids)
Molecular function (GO): carbonyl reductase (NADPH) activity
Source: RefSeq, a predicted model, not a curated record
ACAACUUGGGAGAUUUGCGCCCAUAGUAUAGUAGCUUAAAAAAAAGGAAAAUCAAUUAUUAGGCAACGAAUCUCUGGAUCCUUACAAAUAAUCCUUGCUUUAAAAUGUUUAAUCUAAGCAAACAACUGGUGGUCAGGGCGCCAAAGAUCCGUUUGACCGCUUGCGCUGUGAGUGGAAGUGGUCAAAGUUCAAGUCUCGAUCAAACCAGCAACAAUUGCGGCCUGGAACUUGCUGGCCCUAAUCUCAAUCGAUGCCACAAACGUUUGUCCAGCACUAUUCAAAGUUCGCACGCCAGUCCAAUGAAGCGUUUAGCAGGAAAAGUAGCCGUGGUCACCGCCUCCACAGAUGGCAUUGGCUUUGCCAUCGCCAAGAGACUGGCCGAAGAUGGCGCUGCCGUGGUCAUCAGCAGUCGGAAGCAAAAGAAUGUGGACUCUGCUCUGGCGGAGCUGCGAAAACUGAACCUCAAUGUCCAUGGACUAAAGUGCCAUGUCAGCGAGUCGGAGGAUCGCAAACAGCUCUUCGAGGAAACCAUCAGCAAGUUUGGCAAACUCAACAUUCUGGUCAGCAAUGCCGCCACCAAUCCUGCUGUCGGUGGCGUCCUCGAGUGCGACGAAAAGGUGUGGGACAAGAUCUUCGACGUGAACGUGAAGAGCUCCUAUCUGCUGGCCAAAGAGGCACUGCCUCUCCUGCGCCAACAGAAGAACUCCAGCAUUGUUUUCGUCUCCUCCAUUGCGGGCUACGAUGCCUUUGAGCUACUUGGCGCCUACUCCGUCAGCAAGACUGCUUUGAUUGGCUUGACCAAGGCGGCGGCCAAGGAUCUGGCGCCCGAGGGCAUCCGCGUCAACUGCCUGGCCCCCGGCGUCAUCAGGACGAAGUUCUCCAAGGCUCUGUACGAGAACGAGUCCGCAAACGAGGCGGCUUUGAGCAAGAUACCCAUGGGUCGCCUGGGCACCAGCGAAGAGAUGGCCGGCGUGGUCUCCUUCUUGGUCUCCGAGGAUGCGGCCUACAUUACGGGCGAGUCCAUUGUGGCCAGCGGCGGAAUGUCGGCUCGUUUGUAAGCGGUGUACAUAAAUAUAUAUUUCCUUACGGGCUAUGGAUAA